AUGACACAGCUACCCCGGUUCGAUAUGCCCGGCGGCGAGACAGCUAGAGUAAGCGUCAUUGACUCUACAAUGCGCUUGUCCGGCCUGCCGGUGAGUUCUCUGCUGGAGCCACCAAUGGAAGGAUUCGAUACAUUGCCUCCUAUUACAACAUGGUCGUUCCUGGUUGAGAGUUCGACAGGAAAGAAGGCGCUCUUCGACCUAGGUGCCCCCAAAGACCCAUUCAACAAUUACGCUCCAAGUGUUGUUGAAAUGCUAAUCGAGUCUGGCUGUGGCAUUCAUGUGCAAGCAAACGUCGCGGAUAUACUUGAAGAAAACGGGGUCCAACCUGCUGAAAUCAACAGCAUAAUCUGGAGUCAUCACCAUUUCGACCAUAUUGGAGAUGUCUCAACUUUUCCUGCUUCAACUGAACUCAUCGUUGGUCCGGGAUUCAAAGACGCGUUCUGUCCAGGAUAUCCAGCCAACCUGACCUCUCCGGUACGCGAAGUCGAUUUCCGAGGCCGCAGUCUAAGAGAAAUCAAGUUUGAAAGUGAUUUGGUUCUUGGGCAAUUUAAAGCAUUCGACUUUUUCGGCGAUGGUUCAUUCUACCUCCUCGACACUCCAGGCCAUGCUGUCGGCCACUUAUCAGGACUAGCCAGAACAACAACUAGCCCUGAUACUUUUAUUCUCAUGGGCGGGGACUUGUGUCAUCACGGCGGCGAGCUACGUCCAUCUCAGUACUUUCCGCUCCCGCCAAGUCUAUCUGACCACCUUUCACCAUCUGACUCGCUUCGGUUGCAUUUAUCAAGCUGCCCUGGAAGUAAGGUGUUCAAUGACAUCAAUGUAAAACGCGGGCGUACAGCUAGCGAACCAUUUUUCGACCCGGUCCUUGUGUUCAAUAAAGAACAGGCUAUCGAGACUAUCAAGGAAGCACAACGAGCAGAGGCGCAAGAUAACAUUUUCUGCUUAUUUGCACACGACAUGUCUAUAUUAGGUGUUGUCGACACGUUUCCCGAAACUGCAAAUAACUGGAAAGCCAAAGGAUGGAAGGAGAAGACUUUCUGGAAGUUUCUGAAUGAUUUAGAAGUAGCCGUUACUGCAAAUGUAAAUGACUCGGCUGGACUUUAG
Messenger RNA from Clonostachys rhizophaga, 1104 nucleotides. Lineage: Eukaryota; Fungi; Ascomycota; Sordariomycetes; Hypocreales; Bionectriaceae. The record is from the annotation of a GenBank genome assembly.